This is a messenger RNA of Lachancea dasiensis, 1347 nucleotides long. Lineage: Eukaryota; Fungi; Ascomycota; Saccharomycetes; Saccharomycetales; Saccharomycetaceae. The record is from the annotation of a GenBank genome assembly.
AUGGCACAGCGCCAUUUUUGGAAGGUAUACAAGACGCCCGAUGGGGAAAAGUAUUAUUAUAAUAUAAAGACCAAACAGUCCACCAGAGAACGACCCGCAGAGCUUGACGCUGCCAGCAAGGAUGAGGGCGAAGACGUGCCUACCAAAAAUAAGCUGAGAAAACUUGGACCUCGAGCUGUGCACUCCGUAAAGCUGUUGAAUGAUUGGUUUUUGGUGGUUUUUGACGAUGGGUCAAGGCGCUUCAAACGACAGGAAUCAGGCGAUUUUCAGGACGAGCUUCCAGACGAAGAUAGCAUUCACUUAAUGUCAAAACUGCCAGCUGGACAGUUAGAUCAGCUAUGCUUUGCAGCGAAAACUGGUCAGGGGAAAGAAAAUCCAGCAUACCAAGAAACUCUCGCAGAGAUUAGCGCUCUUCGAGGUGAUACUGCGAAAGAUCCAUUUACGUGGAAGAAAGAAGAGGAAACUUCAACCACCAAGAAUGUUGAGAUAGUGAGUUUUAAUGGGACAUCCGAUUCUGAACCAGUAUCUAGCAACGAAAUAAAGCUAGUUUCGGGCUACGACAGCUCGGACGACGACAACGAAAUACAAAGCGCAGAUGAAGACCCCGUCCUGGAGUCGGUACAAAACACCGGGAUCCUUGAAGAAGAAUUUACUUCGCUGUUUGUGGAAUACUCGCUAGACCCGUAUUCUACAUGGAGUUUGCAAUCCAAGAAAAUUCAGGACGACGCGCGGUUCUAUACAAUAUCCAAUGACACCAAACGAGCUGAACUUUUUGAAAAGUGGUGCACGCGACAAGCACAGGAAGCUCCCAACAUCCUGGACGCGAACGAGGAAAACGAAGUAUCUGCGGAAUACUCAGACGACGAAGCAGACAGUUUAGAACCUACCAAAUAUCACUACUUGUCACACAUCGUCUCCAAAGCCAUAGUAUCUCCAAGUUCAUUACCCAAAGACAUUCGAAGCCAGAACAAACCUUUGUUUAAGCAAUUCAAGAUCAAAUCAAGUUUGGACAAAAAGACCCAGGACGCCUUCAUUUCAAAACUAUUAUUUUACUACAAAAGACUUAGCCAAGAUCAAAGAACUGAAGUGUUUGAGAAGCUACUCUCUGAAAAGUCUAAGACGAUCUCCCGCGGCCUGCGAAAUUCGGACAAGUUGAAAGAAAUUGUAUCUGAGUCCGAACUGCCAACCGAAUCAUAUGCCAUUGAGACCCAAUUGUUGACACUGGAACACUGCAUGGGUUUACAUGGACCAAAUGGCUCCUUGCAAGAAGAAGUGCGAUAUUACGUCCUGGACAUUAAGACCAAAACUCAGGUACUGAAAAAAUUCUUGGAGGGCAUGUUGAAAUAA